GCGGUUCCCGAAGGGCGGGAAGCGUGAGCCGCGUGCGUGCGUACUGGGCAUCGAUCGGGACAACCCUCGCCCUCGCCGCUCCCUGCACAGGCAUACUCAUUUGGGCAAAAUAUCAUUCCGUCAUUGCAUUUAGUAUCCUCCGUUCAUUUUAUUUUGUUGCAGUAGUUCUUUUGUGAUAUAGUGCAUGUUUUAGCGUUUAGUAGCAUCUCAUAGUUGUGAAAAUGGGUGGUUGUGCUACAAAAGAAAACAAGGAAAACAAACCGGCUGAAGAAGCCGACGGAAAAGUCGCAGCAAUGGUGGACGCCGCAACCAUCGAGAAAUUGGAAGCUGGAUUCAGCAAGCUUCAGGCCUCUGACUCAAAGUCACUGCUGAAGAAAUACCUUACCAAGGAAGUAUUCGAUGCUCUAAAGAACAAGAAAACUUCCUUCGGCUCAACACUUUUGGAUUGUAUUCAGUCUGGUGUUGAGAACUUGGACUCUGGUGUUGGAAUCUAUGCGCCUGAUGCUGAAGCUUACUCAGUGUUCUCUGACCUCUUUGACCCCAUCAUUGAGGACUACCACAAUGGCUUCAAGAAAACCGACAAGCACCCCCCUAAGAACUGGGGUGAUGUAGAAACCCUUGGAAACCUUGACCCUGAAAAUGAGUUCAUUGUAUCAACCCGUGUCCGCUGUGGCCGUUCCUUGGAAGGCUACCCCUUCAACCCUUGCUUAACCGAGGCCCAAUACAAGGAAAUGGAAGAGAAAGUCUCGUCUACCCUCUCCGGCCUCGAAGGUGAACUCAAGGGUACAUUCUUCCCUCUCACUGGCAUGUCCAAGGAAACCCAGCAACAGCUCAUCGAUGACCAUUUCCUCUUCAAGGAGGGUGACCGUUUCCUCCAGGCUGCCAACGCUUGCCGAUUCUGGCCCUCCGGCCGUGGAAUCUACCACAAUGAGAACAAGACUUUCCUGGUCUGGUGCAACGAGGAGGACCACCUUCGUAUCAUUUCCAUGCAGAUGGGCGGUGACCUGAAGCAAGUAUACAAAAGGCUAGUGACCGCAGUCAACGAUGUUGAGAAGAGGAUUCCGUUCUCGCACCACGAUCGCCUCGGUUUCCUGACUUUCUGCCCCACCAACCUGGGUACGACCGUGCGCGCGUCCGUGCACAUCAAGCUGCCCAAGCUGGCCGCUGACAAGGCAAAGUUGGAGGAGGUCGCGUCCAAAUACCACUUGCAGGUCCGCGGCACACGAGGUGAGCACACCGAAGCAGAGGGCGGAGUAUACGACAUCUCCAACAAGAGGCGCAUGGGACUCACCGAGUACGACGCUGUCAAAGAGAUGUACGACGGCAUCGCUGAACUGAUCAAAAUCGAGAAGUCCCUGUAAGCGUUUGAUCUCGUACAAUCAGUAUUUUUUUUGUAUUAUUUAUCGGUUUCACGUAAGUAUUGGAUGUUGGCUGGGCUGCUCGGCGAACUAGUCAUCGGCGCUACAUUCGGGCGUUCGGGCACGCGGGCGGCCCUAUAUACUGUUUUUCGUAAAAAUAUUUUCUAUAAGGAAGUGGAAAAUAAAGACAGCUAGCGUUAAGACCACAAA
Messenger RNA from Pararge aegeria (speckled wood butterfly), 1568 nucleotides. It is a transcript of the gene AK, whose product is annotated as arginine kinase. NCBI's taxonomy places the organism in Eukaryota, Metazoa, Arthropoda, Insecta, Lepidoptera, Nymphalidae. Gene Ontology annotation, molecular function: creatine kinase activity. The record is from RefSeq and is a predicted model, not a curated record. Gene Ontology annotation, biological process: phosphocreatine biosynthetic process. The coding region runs from base 222 to 1361 and encodes 379 amino acids. The transcript is spliced from 3 exons.